Messenger RNA from Hypoxylon fragiforme, 2823 nucleotides. Its product is annotated as formate-tetrahydrofolate ligase. Gene Ontology annotation, cellular component: cytosol. Gene Ontology annotation, biological process: tetrahydrofolate interconversion. Gene Ontology annotation, molecular function: methenyltetrahydrofolate cyclohydrolase activity; ATP binding; formate-tetrahydrofolate ligase activity. The coding region runs from base 1 to 2823 and encodes 940 amino acids. The record is from RefSeq and is a predicted model, not a curated record. The transcript has 5 exons. Lineage: Eukaryota; Fungi; Ascomycota; Sordariomycetes; Xylariales; Hypoxylaceae.
AUGGCUGCUACAAAGAUAGACGGUACAGCCAUCGCGAAGAGGAUUCGUGAGAGACUUGCCGCCGAGAUAGUCGAGAAACAAAAGCUAAACCCCAAGUAUGAACCUUGCCUUAAGAUUAUCCAAGUUGGUGAUCGAUCUGACUCCUCUACAUAUGUUCGCAUGAAACUCAAGGCUGCUCAAGAGGCAAACAUCACAUGUGAACUUCUACAUUUCUCAGAGAAUAUCACCGAGGCAGAGCUUUUAGCACAACUGCACGUAUUAAAUAAUAAUGCUGCGGUACAUGGCAUCCUAGUUCAGCUACCACUGCCCAAGCAUAUCAACGAGUACGCUAUUACUUCAGCAGUGGCAGACCAGAAGGAUGUCGACGGUUUCGGCACAACUAACAUUGGCGAGCUUGCCAAGAAAGGUGGCAAUCCCUUCUUCAUCCCCUGUACUCCCAAGGGGGUCAUGGUUCUCUUGGAUGAAGCAGGUGUCGACCUGAAAGGCAAGGAUGCUGUGGUUCUUGGCCGAAGCGACAUCGUGGGGAGCCCUGUCAGUUACUUGUUGAAGAAUGCCGAUGCAACUGUCACUGUCUGUCAUUCCAAGACUAAGAACGUUGAAGAGAAGUUGAAGAAUGCGGAUGUCGUUGUUGCUGCUAUUGGCCAGGCUGCCUUCGUAAAGGGGGAAUGGCUCAAACCGGGGGCCGUGGUUAUUGAUGUAGGGACGAACUAUAUCCCUGACGCGACUAGGAAAUCAGGGCAACGACUAGUGGGUGAUGUCGAUUUUGAGUCAGCUUCCCAAGUUGCUUCCUACAUUACGCCAGUUCCAGGUGGCGUUGGUCCGAUGACUGUUGCUAUGCUCCUACAGAAUGUUGUCGACUCCACCACAAUGUAUUUUGAGCGGCAGAAACAGAGGCGUAUCGUGCCCCUUCCUCUAAAUCUGCUAACCCCAGUGCCCUCGGAUAUCGAAAUUUCAAGAUCCCAGCCGCCAAAACCCAUUACACGAGUUGCGGAAGAAGUUGGCAUUGCACAACACGAACUAGAGCCAUAUGGUGCAUACAAAGCCAAGGUUGACCUUACCUUGCUAAAGCGACUGGAGCAUCGUCGUAAUGGCCGGUAUGUUGUGGUUACUGGUAUCACCCCCACACCCUUAGGCGAGGGCAAGUCUACCACAACCAUGGGAUUGGCGCAAGCACUAGGAGCGCACUUGGGCCGACUUACCUUUGCGAAUGUCCGGCAACCCAGCCAAGGUCCCACAUUUGGCAUUAAAGGAGGUGCUGCUGGCGGCGGUUAUAGUCAAGUUAUACCGAUGGACGAGUUCAACAUGCACUUGACCGGUGAUAUUCAUGCUAUCUCCGCAGCUAACAAUCUUCUUGCUGCUGCUAUUGAGACUCGUAUAUUCCACGAAAACACACAAAAGGAUGGCCCCCUUUAUCGAAGACUAGUCCCAGUCAAGAAUGGGAAGAGGACUUUCGCACAAGUCAUGUUCCGGCGGCUCAAGAAGCUAGGGAUUGACAAAACCGACCCAAAUGAGCUGACCGAGGAUGAGAUUCAUCGGUUCGCCAGACUAGAUAUUGACCCCGAAACUAUCACAUGGAGACGUGUAGUAGACGUUAACGAUCGCCAUUUGCGUGGUAUCACCGUCGGUAUUGCACCAACUGAAAAGGGGCAAAGCCGAAACACUGGUUUUGAUAUCUCCGUGGCCAGCGAAUGUAUGGCUAUUUUGGCAAUGAGCACAAGUCUUCCCGAUAUGCGAGAAAGAUUGGGCCGAAUGGUGGUUGCUACGUCGAGGUCGGGAGACCCGGUCACUUGCGAUGACAUUGGAGCUGGAGGUGCAUUGACAGCUCUCAUGAAGGACGCCAUCAAGCCUAAUCUCAUGCAGACUUUGGAGGGGACUCCUGUCUUUGUGCAUGCUGGUCCUUUCGCCAAUAUCAGUAUCGGCAAUAGUUCUAUCCUUGCUGAUAAGAUGGCCCUUAAAUUAGUAGGCACCGAACCUGACGAGGAUCACAGCGUGAAAGCUGGUUUCGCUGUCACUGAGGCCGGUUUCGACUUCACGAUGGGUGGUGAGCGAUUCUUCAACAUCAAGUGCCGUGCUUCAGGCUUAGUUCCCGACGUCGUUGUCAUCGUCGCUACGGUUCGUGCGUUGAAGGUACAUGGCGGCGGCCCACCCAUCGCCCCUGGCGCACCAUUAGAUCCUGUAUACAAGCAGGAGAACGUUGAGAUCCUACGCAACGGAUGUGUGAACCUCAAGAAGCACAUCGAAAAUGCCAAGUCUUAUGGCUGCCCUGUCGUGGUAGCUAUCAACAAAUUUGCCACCGACACUGACGCUGAGAUUGCCGUCGUGCGGGAGGAAGCUAUUGCAGCUGGUGCUGAGGAUGCUAUCUUAGCCAACCAUUGGGCAGAAGGUGGAAAGGGUGCCGUAGAUCUUGCCAAGGGAGUAGUUGCUGCGUCUGAAAAGCCCAAGGACUUCAAGCUCUUGUACGAUGUGGGCGAGGGUUCUAUUCAACAGCGUAUGGAAUCUAUCUGCCAGAAGAUGUAUGGCGCCGCAGCAGUUGAGUUCAGCGAGCUUGCUCAAAAGAAGAUCGACACAUAUACGAAACAGGGCUUUGGAAACCUCCCGAUCUGUAUCGCCAAGACGCAAUAUUCGCUCUCUCAUGACCCAGAUCUUAAGGGUGCGCCCACUGGCUUCACGGUCCCGAUUAGGGAUGUGAGAAUGGCUGCUGGUGCAGGUUAUCUGUACGCUCUUGCUGCUGACAUUCAAACAAUCCCUGGAUUGCCCACAGCACCAGGCUAUCUAAAUGUUGAUGUCGAUACCGAGACUGGCGAGAUCGAUGGACUCUUUUAA